Molecule: messenger RNA, 993 nt
Organism: Pyrenophora tritici-repentis Pt-1C-BFP
Lineage: Eukaryota; Fungi; Ascomycota; Dothideomycetes; Pleosporales; Pleosporaceae
Biological process (GO): mitotic sister chromatid cohesion
Cellular component (GO): Ctf18 RFC-like complex
Source: RefSeq, a predicted model, not a curated record
AUGCCAUCCAUACCAAUUCAUUUGCCCUCCCGUGCCAUGGCACCCUCGCGCGCUGAAAACCCUCUCCCCGAGCUUCUUCACACACCCUCCGGUCUCGCCCUACUAGAAAUUCAAGGCACAAUCCACUUCCCAACCCCCGCACCCUCUACUACUUCGACACAAAUCGGAAAGCUGGUUUUCCCGUACUACAAUCCCGACAUCAACGAUCCCAGCGACACAAAAUGGAUGAAGCGUGUGUACAUGUACGUUGGCAAGGGACAGAGGAUGACUGGCGAGUGCAAGAAGCUGGUCAAUCCAAUUGGCGUUAUGCGAAAGAGGGAAAGGAAAGAUGGUGGAGACGUUGAGAUGGGCGGUUUGGAGGACGAUGAUAAGGAAAAGAGAAACAAUGGUGGCGAGGAAGAGCUGGAGAUUGUGGAGGUUGUGAGGUACAAGAUUAUAUUUUCUUCGAGACCAGAACCUAUUAGUGGGGUUGCUGGGGCCGAAUGAGGCGGGAAAAUGUCGCUCAAUCCACCAUACUAGGUGGCAAUGGCCAUGGAACAGACGGCGUAAGGACAUUAUCCCGCACACCAAAUGUCCCACCCACCGAGAUCAGCAAGCAGCCAUUGUGCCUCCUGCAAACCAUACAACAUAUAAAAAGGAUGGCGGUAUCAGGGAAAGAAGCCCCUGGCAAGCUGUAGCAUGAUACGAUACGCGCUGUACCCGGGCUUUUUUGAGGCUCGGUGGCAAUGAGUCUCAUCCUUGGCUACUACGACAAACUAUUACUUGGCCAGUCAAGCCUCAGAACUAGCGAUCAAGCAAUAUAUUGUUGCCAAAUGGAGAUCGCUGUCUCGGCCCCGGUCCCGGGUUAUGGCGCUCGCUUGCAGGCAUAGGGUACUUUAUCCACUUUACACGGCCAACGGUCCGACAAUCAUGGAUAUGAACACUAUAUCCAGAAUCACAUGGUUCAUGUUCUGGAAGCUAGAUCGAAAAGUAUAUCAUGUCGCUUUUGUAUGC